UAUAUUUGUUUGGAGGUUCCUAUAGCAACCAUCUAAAACUUUCGUACGCCACAGGACCAUGGACGAAUUUCAAUUAUCUGAAGAGACUGCAUUUGUCGUUGAUGAUAUAACUACAAUCAUAAAAGAUACUGUGGAGACAACUAUUGGAAGCAGUGCCUAUCAACAAAAUCGAAUUAACCAAUGGACAUCCAGUGUGGUGGAAACAAGUCUGAAUCAACUGUCCAAACUAGGAAAACCCUUUAAAUACAUAGUGACUUGCAUCAUACUGCAGAAAAAUGGAGCAGGCCUGCACACUGCCAGCUCUUGCUUCUGGGACAACACUAUGGACAGAAGCUGUACGGUGAGAUGGGAGAACAAAACCACGUACUGUAUAGUCUGUGUCUUUGGGUUGGCUGUCUGACUUGAACAACCACCAUCUUCUAUCUUCCCCUGUUUUGUAAUCAGACAUUUUCCCAACCCCAGUGAAACCAGUCUAAUAAAUGUAGCCCUUGGUUUUGAACACAACUGGUCAAUCAUGGAAUACACCCGUCUUAUUCCUUAUCAUAUUAAGCGGGUUAGCAGUUUAACUAAAUUCAUAAAUCUGCAAUAAACAGUUAAAAAGACAUUGAAA
This is a messenger RNA of Salvelinus fontinalis (brook trout), 610 nucleotides long. Its product is annotated as dynein light chain Tctex-type 1-like. The record is from RefSeq and is a predicted model, not a curated record. Gene Ontology annotation, cellular component: cytoplasm; cytoplasmic dynein complex. The coding region runs from base 59 to 400 and encodes 113 amino acids. Gene Ontology annotation, biological process: microtubule-based movement. Gene Ontology annotation, molecular function: dynein intermediate chain binding. The transcript is spliced from 5 exons. NCBI's taxonomy places the organism in Eukaryota, Metazoa, Chordata, Actinopteri, Salmoniformes, Salmonidae.